Messenger RNA from Miscanthus lutarioriparius, 300 nucleotides. NCBI's taxonomy places the organism in Eukaryota, Viridiplantae, Streptophyta, Magnoliopsida, Poales, Poaceae. The record is from the annotation of a GenBank genome assembly.
AUGGGGCGGUCAGGCAGGCCUCGGGGAGGAGGCCGCGGAUCUGUGGCGACGGAUCGCGCCCGCGGGGCCGAGCGUCGAGCUGGCGCCGGGAGGGAGGAGAGGGCAGGGCAGAGGAGGGGGAUGAUUGGCGGCGCGCUGCGUUUCCCUCGACGGCUCGUCCGCUGCUGCAACUGCGAGGAGCGAGUAGGUGAGCUAGCAAGAGAAGGCAACCCGUGGACCGGACGCGGCUCCCCUGGACUGCACUGGCAGCUGCAGAAGCAGGCGCCGCAGAAUGAUACCACAGAGAGCGUGGAUUCAUGA